CGCCGCGGCGAGCAGGUACUGACCGUGAAAAUGAUGUCGAAGCGGAUGAGCGGGCUGGUGACAGCCAUUGUGGGCUGGGUGGCCACCAUCAUCAUCUGUGCCCUGCCCAUGUGGAGGGUGACAACCUGCUCGAGCUCCACCACCAUGGCGCCCCAGUCGUACUCCGACGGGCUGUGGGUGACCUGCUCCUACGAUGGCACGGGGCAGUGCAGGAGCUACAGCUCCCUGCUGGAGAUCACCCCCGACCUGCAAGUUGCCCGUGUCAUGGUGGUCACCUCCCUCAUCACGGCCUUCGCCAGCCUCCUCAUCUCCGUCGUGGGCCGAGACUUCGGCAGCUGCAUGGGUGGCGUUGACAAGAACAGGUACACCGCGGUGUCAGGCGCCUUGUUUUUCACGGCCGGCGUCCUGAUCCUCGUCCCUAUCGCCUGGACCACCAGCAACAUCAUCAACAACUUCUACACCCCCAUGUCGGCCGAGGCCGUCAGUAGAGAGCUGGGGGCUGCCAUCUACAUCGGCUGGAUCGCUGUUCUCCUCUUGCUCUCCGGUGGGAUUAUCCUGAGCCGCUUGGGAACCCAGUCCCAGCAGGAUUCCUACGCCAAGAAUUACAGAGGGGUGAAAACCUGUGGUCCAACGGGCUACCCCAUGAAGGACUACGUGUGAGCCCCUGUGCCCAGGUGCCAGACCAAGGGAGAGCACCACUGUCCCUGCCCUGCUUCCCUGUACCACCCCAUCCCCACCCCC
Molecule: messenger RNA, 741 nt
Organism: Myiozetetes cayanensis
Lineage: Eukaryota; Metazoa; Chordata; Aves; Passeriformes; Tyrannidae
Product: claudin-3-like
Exons: 2
Coding region: 31-660 (209 amino acids)
Biological process (GO): bicellular tight junction assembly; cell adhesion
Cellular component (GO): plasma membrane; bicellular tight junction
Molecular function (GO): structural molecule activity
Source: RefSeq, a predicted model, not a curated record